Panicum hallii is the source of this 1610-nucleotide messenger RNA. Its product is annotated as UPF0481 protein At3g47200-like. The coding region runs from base 1 to 1362 and encodes 453 amino acids. The record is from RefSeq and is a predicted model, not a curated record. Lineage: Eukaryota; Viridiplantae; Streptophyta; Magnoliopsida; Poales; Poaceae. The transcript is spliced from 2 exons.
AUGGCUGCGGCCGGCGACGGCAGGAGGGUAUGGGUGGUGGACGUGGAGAGGAAGCUCGGCGAGGCCGACGCGUCGGUGGAGGUGUCGCGGUGGCAGCGCCACUGCAUCUACCGCGUGCCGGCGUGCAUCAAGGACCUCAAGCCCAAGGCGUACCGGCCGCAGGUGGUGUCGCUGGGGCCCUUCCACCACGGCGACCCCGAGCUGCUCCCCAUGGAGGAGCACAAGCGCCGGGCGCUGCGGCACCUGCUGCGGCGGGCCAAGAAGCCGCUGGAGGAGUUCGUGGCCGCCGUCGAGGAGGUCGCCGAGCAGCUGGCGAGCGCGUACCUGGACCUCGGCGCCGAGUGGCGCGACGGCGAUGGGAGGGAGCGGUUCCUGGAGAUGAUGAUCGUGGACGGGUGCUUCCUGCUGGAGGUGAUGAGGGCCACCAACCUCGACGGGAUCGGGAAGAACACCGGGGACUACGCGCCCAACGACCCCAUCUUCAGCCACCAUGGCGUCCUCUACAUGGUGCCCUACAUCCGCCGCGACAUGCUCAUGCUCGAGAACCAGCUGCCGCUGCUACUGCUCGAGAGGCUCGUCGCCGUCGAGACGGCCAAGCCUCCGAAUGGAGACGCCAUCAACAGGAUGGUGCUGAGGUUCCUGUCCCUGUCCUCGCCUCGGCUGCCGCCGUCCGGUGGCAGCCUGGGUCUCCACGCGCUCGACGUGCACCGCCGGAACAUGCUCUACGGCCACUACCAGGCGCCCCACUGGACUUCGCGCGACGUGCCGGAGGCGGACAUCAUCCGGUCGGCGGUGGAGCUGUACGAGGCCGGGAUCCGGUUCAAGAAGAGCCACUCGGAGAGCCUCCACGACAUCCGCUUCCGGCACGGCGUGCUGAGCAUGCCGGCGGUGACCGUGGACGACUCCACCGAGUACAUGUUCCUGAACAUGAUGGCGUUCGAGCGGCUGCACGUCGGCGCCGGCAACGACGUCACGGCCUACGUCUUCUUCAUGGACAACAUCAUCGACUCCGCCAAGGACGUGGCGCUGCUGAGCUCCAGGGGAAUCAUCCAGAACGCAGUCGGCAGCGACAAGGCGGUAGCGAAGCUGUUCAACAGCAUCUCCAAGGACGUGGUGCUCGAGCCGGACAGCAAGCUCGACGCCGUGCACCGGGAGGUGAACGCCUACUGCCGGAAGCCGUGGAACAUGUGGCGCGCCAACCUCAUCCACACCUACUUCCGGAGCCCCUGGGCGUUCCUCUCCCUCGCCGCCGCCAUCUUCCUCCUCGUCAUGACCAUCAUGCAGACCGUCUACACCGUGCUGCAAUUCUACCAUCCGAACAAUGGCAGUGACGGCUCGUCGGCGGCGCCUGCUCCGAUGUGAACAUUGCCAUGCUGCUUUUGCAUUCAUCUGCUUGUUUGCAUGCUGGCACCAUGUACAUUGAUAAUCUGUUUGGGUUUGGUUUUGCUUUGAUUUUCUUGAGGUAUAUGGUGCGUUGAUUGUUGCGGAUUUUAUUUCUUGAGUUUUUUUUGGGUCUUUUUGUGUGCCCUGUGUUGUUGUUUGAAUGAAGGAUUGGGAUAUCGGAUAUUGGAAAUAAUAUUUUGGAGAAAGCAGACCCUCAAAUCUAGUAG